UCCUAUUCGUCCGAUAUCCCACAAAGCAAUAUUUUCCGCAUGCAACUAAAAACUAAAUAAUAAAAUGCAAGCUGUGAAAUUGUAAUUGCCAAGUUGAUUCGAUUAGAAAAGCCACUUGGUUGCUGAAGAAUCUCCAUUCGGCCACCAGAAAGCCGACUGCCGGAAAAGCCCACUACCCAGCCGGAAAUUGCAAGAAUAGUUUCUUCGCCUUGAGGUUGCGAUUUUACAAUUUGUUGUCGGCUCCAGUGCAAAAGUCCCAAAAAACGUAAAGAAUAUUUUUCAGUAAGUCUCUGAGCGGACAAAACCAGGCCGGUUCGUCGAGAGCAGGGCAGGAUCAGGUGACUAGGAGCGGAGUAGAAAGGCAAGCCUGCGGGCAGCAGGGGCCCAAAGCUAUGAGUGCUGCCAAGAAGUACAAGCCUAUGGACACAACUGAACUGCACGAGAACACUGAAAAUAUCGCCGCCUGCCUGAAAAAGGCCGAGAACGCUGCUUCCACUGCUGUCGCCGCCUCGAGUCUGGGCCGCAGUGCUUUUGCUGCCCAAAACAUGAACUCCGCAUCCACCAAUGGCGAACGCCUGCCAAAUUUCUCAAAGCUGGGAAGCAGCCAUGGGGAAAUUCGCACGGCUUCAACUACCUCAAACCUUCUCAAUCGCAUGGGGGCGAUACACAACAGCAAGCCCGGCGAUGUCAAGAAGAUAGUGAUUAAGAACUUCAAGGCUAAGCCCACACUGCCCGAUAACUACUCCGAGGACACUUACGUCAAGCUCGAGGAGGCCGUUAUCGCCAUCCAGCUUUCUAAGCCCAUUAAAUAUUCGUUGGAAGAGCUGUAUCAGGCGGUGGUCAACAUGUGCAGCCACAAGAUGGAUGCGCAAUUGUACGCUAAACUCAAGGAGCUAACAGAGCAGCACGUAAAACGAAAUAUAAAGCUUAAGGAGCUCACUGGCGGCAGCAUGGACAAACUGAUUUUGUUGGAGAAAAUCAACCACUGGUGGCUCUCUUUCUGCCAGCAGAUGAUAAUGAUUCGCAGCAUAUUCCUAUAUAUGGACCGGACCUAUGUAUUGCAGAACUCGUCUAUUCAUUCGAUUUGGGACAUGGGGCUGGACCUUUUCCGCAUCCAUUUUGCUCAGAACAGCGUUGUCCAAAAGCGAACCGUCGAUGGUUUACUAACACUGAUUGAAAAGGAACGCCAGGGCUCCACCGUGGACCGUGGUCUGUUGAAGAGUUUGGUUCGCAUGCUGUGCGAUCUGCAGAUUUACACUAGCUCAUUUGAGGAGAAGUUCCUCGACGCAACCAAUCAACUUUAUAAGGCUGAGAGUCAACGCAAGAUGCAGGAACUGGAGGUGCCCGAGUACUUACAGCACGUCAACAAGCGUCUGGCCGAGGAGAACGAGCGCCUGCGGCACUAUCUAGACUCCAGCACAAAGCAUCCGCUGAUAUACAAUGUGGAAAAGGAGUUGCUUGCCGAACACCUUACGUCUAUAUUGCAAAAGGGGCUAGAUUCAUUGUUGGAAGACAACAGACUGACCGACCUCACGUUGUUGUACGGGCUGCUUAGCCGAGUCAAAAAUGGAACUUCUGAAUUGUGUGGGAACUUUAACGGUUUCAUUAAGAAAAAGGGACGCACCAUUGUCAUCGAUCCUGAGAAGGAUAAGAGUAUGGUCCAGGAUCUGCUCGAUUUCAAGGAUAAAAUGGAUGUGAUCGUUCGCAGUUGCUUUGAACACAACGAGAAAUUCACAAACUCGUUACGUGAAGCAUUUGAGUUCUUUAUCAACCAGCGUGCCAACAAGCCGGCCGAGCUCAUUGCAAAAUAUGUAGACAUGAAAUUGCGAUCAGGUAACAAGGGAACCACCGAUGAAGAAUUGGAGAAGACUUUGGAUAAAAUUAUGGUUCUGUUUCGAUUUAUACAUGGAAAGGAUGUCUUUGAAGCGUUUUACAAAAAGGACUUGGCUAAACGAUUACUUGUGGGUAAAUCGGCUUCAGUGGAUUCUGAAAAAAGUAUGCUGUCUAAGCUAAAGCAGGAAUGCGGCGGAGGAUUUACGUCGAAACUGGAAGGCAUGUUUAAGGACAUGGAAUUGAGUCGGGAUAUUAAUAUUGCUUUCCGCGGACAUGCGUUAAGCAACAAUCGCGAUGUCCACAACUUGGAUCUAUGUGUCAGCAUUCUGACCAUGGGCUAUUGGCCUACAUAUGCGCCCACGGAAGUCACAAUGCCACCGCAGUUUAUUAAUCCCCAACAAAUUUUUAACAAGUUUUAUCUUGAAAAGCACAGCGGGCGGAAGUUGCAGUGGCAGCCAACUUUGGGAAAUUGUAUGCUGCGUGCGCAGUUUGAUGCGGGCCCAAAGGAAUUGUUGGUUUCGCUGUUUCAAGCGCUUGUACUGUUAUUGUUUAACGAUAAGCCAAUUCUAAGUUAUGAGGAGAUAUUGGCCGCCACACUCAUCGAGGAUGGAGAGUUACGCCGAACACUGCAAUCUCUGGCGUGCGGUCGCGCUCGCGUCAUAACGAAAACACCGAAAGGUCGUGAAAUUUUGGAUGGCGACCAGUUUGACUUUAACAAUGAGUUCACAAACAAAUUGUUCAGGAUCAAGAUCAACCAAAUACAGAUGAAGGAGACGAACGAAGAGCAAAAGGCGACGGAGGAGCGUGUUUUCCAGGAUCGUCAGUAUCAAAUAGAUGCGGCUAUUGUGCGUAUUAUGAAAAUGCGUAAAACGCUAAGUCACAAUCUACUCAUCACUGAGCUGUUCAACCAGCUCACCUUCCCCGUCAAGCCCGCUGACUUAAAGAAACGUAUCGAGUCACUCAUAGAUCGCGAUUACAUGGAGCGGGACAAGGAUAAUCAAAACCAAUACAACUAUGUGGCUUAAAAUGCCUCCGGCUUCUGUGAACUUCGAACGCCGAGUCGAUUGUACUUCGUUCUAUACCAUACGCAUACAUACUAACAGUCUAAUGAAGUUUUUGGAGCGUCCUGGUCCGGUCAGCGAUGUCUAGAGUCUUUUAGCUGUAAUUUUGUUUCUUUCAUAACAAGAUCGAUGAACAAUUUCCCAUCUAAAGGUAGUGUUGCGACAGUUCUUUUUGUAAGUUACCUUAUCAACUAAAAAAUUAGGCGUUUAAUUUACAAUCCGUGCCCCUCGAAAGAGAUUGGAAAGUAGAAUGCUCCAGCAAUAUAAAAAUGUCCUCAAACCGAUAAAAGAACCAAGCGUUCAAUAAACUCAUUUAUUGGACUAA
Drosophila eugracilis is the source of this 3219-nucleotide messenger RNA. It is a transcript of the gene Cul4, whose product is annotated as cullin-4A. The transcript has 11 exons. NCBI's taxonomy places the organism in Eukaryota, Metazoa, Arthropoda, Insecta, Diptera, Drosophilidae. Gene Ontology annotation, molecular function: ubiquitin protein ligase binding. Gene Ontology annotation, biological process: ubiquitin-dependent protein catabolic process; DNA damage response; protein ubiquitination. Bases 393 to 2858 code for a protein of 821 amino acids. Gene Ontology annotation, cellular component: Cul4-RING E3 ubiquitin ligase complex. The record is from RefSeq and is a predicted model, not a curated record.